UUGCACCUCUUGCUGGCCGUACUGUUUUUUCUGGCAACGAGUGCGAGCGAUGAUGACCACUCACUGCACAAGCAUCAGGUCAGUACGGCUCAGUGUGGAGAAUACAGCAAUCAGGUCCUGGAGGAUGGCAUGUGUCGACUCAUGGCCACGCUACCCCAGCUGGACGACCAACGCUGCCCGGACAUGUUCCGCUGUACGGAUGAAGUGUCAUACUGGCUUCAUGAGAACGAGGAACGCAAACAGCAGAUUCUGGCCCUGCGGGAAACAGUGUCCGAACUUCAGGAGGAGCUUCGCAACCACCGUCAUCGAGUCAAAGUCUUAGAACUACAGAGUGAAGAGAAGAACCACAGUAAUUCAUCUAUUGAGCAGCGCUUGCAUGAGCUGGAGGAUCAUUACGCAGAGGCCACAACCUUGUUGCACAUCCAGGGCUCAUUGAUCUAUGACCUCCAGGCCCAGAUUCAGAACCUCUCCCUGCUGGUGGAAAAAGUCAGACGUAACCCGGGCUGCAUGAUCAACAUUGUCCGCACCAGCCCAAUGCUCAGUGCACAGGAAGCCCUGCAUCCUGAGGUGCAGCAUGUCAGGAACUGCCCCAUCGACUGUGCCUCCAUCUACUAUAACGGAGUGCGGCGCUCUGGGAUCUACACCGUGGUGCCCUCACUAGGGGCCAUGCCUGUUGAAGUCUACUGCGAUAUGGACACGGACGGUGGCGGCUGGACUGUGAUCCAGCGCAGGCAAGAUGGCUCCGUGAACUUUGACCGUAGCUGGAAGGAGUAUAAAGAGGGAUUUGGAGACCUGCACACCGAAUACUGGCUGGGAAAUGAACACAUCCAUGACCUGAGCGGUCAGGGAAACUAUACGCUCCGUAUCGACCUGGAGGACUGGAGCGGGAAACACAAACACGCUGUUUAUCAGAGUUUCAGUGUGGAGGCCGAGAGCACUCAGUACCGUCUACAUGUGUCGGGCUUCAGCGGGACAGUGGAGGACUCCUUCAGCUGGUACCAUGACAAGCAGAGCUUCAGCACACCCGACACGGGCAACAUCUGUGCCGAGAUCUCCCACGCUGGCUGGUGGUACAACCAGUGUUUCUACGCAAACCUCAAUGGCAUCUACUACAAGGGCGGCCACUACUCGCUGAAGGGGAAGAACCCUCUUGGUCCGGACGGUAUCGUGUGGUACACCUGGAAAGAUUCAGAUUACUACUCUCUGAGGAAGGUCAGCAUGAUGAUCCGACCCAGAACCUUCCGACAGCAUCUGUCACCCUGAAUCAGGCCCAACCGAUGAGCUUGGGCCCGUACGUCAACCAGCCAAUCACAGUUCUCAUAGCCACAGCGACACAGGACGGAUGUAUUCUUCCAUGGUGAAACAGAGGAAAAUCUGUGUAUGGACUGAAGGUUUUCAAGAAGGCUGUGAAACCAUAUUUUAGGUUUAUACCAAAGACAAGAGAAGGACUGCUCCUGAGACAGUGAAAACGAUAAUUGAAAGUCAGUGUUUGCCAUUCAGUGAGUCUAAAGUGUUACAUGCCUAUAUUUUCUAUACCCAUGGUUUUAAGAAUUAAAUAUUUUGUUGACUUAUUUUAUAAAUGUGCAUUAAAAGUAGAUUUAGUUUCUGUAGCAUACAAUGGGACCAAAGAUUUUUUUUUUUUCUUCUUCUCCAAAGCCCUAAAUAGCAACAAAUAUCCCACAGAACUUUCUUAAACGCCUGUUUGCCACUAUCUCCUGAUCAACAUUUAUUUGAAAUAAUCUUUUGUAUUAUAAAUGUCUGUACUGUCACUUUUGAUCAAAUUAAAUUAACAUGUACAUAAAAAUAUUUUACUGACCCCGGUAUUAUAUAAUUUUAUUGAAUAGAAAUUUGUAAAUAUAAAAAUAUUUCUUUGAAUUAUGUAUUUCUUGAGAUUAUGUAGAAUCCCUGACGUCAUCACAAAAACUUUGAGAGAAAAAAAUACUUGAGUUUAGAGAUUUUUUUUUUUUUGUAAACGUUAAAUAAGUGGUUAACUGGUAAAAAUAUGUAAAAGGGUAGUAUUUGGGGUAAAAAGCCCCCUAAUUAAGGGGGCUCAUAAGCCUCACAAAACAGCCAAAAACCGAAGCCAAAAACACUGUGGCACAAUAAAAUUUUCAUUUGUGAAAUAUGCCUGUGAUAAUAUUGUAGGUUCAUGAUGUACAGUACUGUGUUGAACUGGUCAUUUUAAAUUUGUUCUUAUUUCUGCAUAUUACACACUUACCUGCAAAUGAUUUUUGGGUAACACUUUAUUUUAAGGUGUCCUUGUUACAUGUUACAUGUACUUACUAUUAUAAUAAUAAAUUAUGCAUAAUUACAUUCAAGUAACCCUAAGCCAAACCCCAAUCUUUUAAGUACAUGUAGUUAAUUAAUAUUACUCAGUACUGAAAUGUACAUUUACACUGUAACGAGGACACCUUAAAAUAAAGUGCAAGCGAUUUCUGUUAUAUUAUGAAACGUAUAAACCACAAAAUCACACAAAACAUUGGUCUUAUUGGUGUGGAAAGCACAUUGAGACAUAAAACAACACAUCUUUUGACACUUCCUCAUUCAUAUUGACCAUAAACACAACGCUGACUCACCGUUCUCCAUUUCGAAACCUCGAGAGCCAAUUUCACUG
Molecule: messenger RNA, 2614 nt
Organism: Cyprinus carpio (common carp)
Lineage: Eukaryota; Metazoa; Chordata; Actinopteri; Cypriniformes; Cyprinidae
Product: fibrinogen-like protein 1
Exons: 6
Source: RefSeq, a predicted model, not a curated record